This is a messenger RNA of Carya illinoinensis, 1983 nucleotides long. RefSeq names its product receptor-like protein 3. Lineage: Eukaryota; Viridiplantae; Streptophyta; Magnoliopsida; Fagales; Juglandaceae. Gene Ontology annotation, molecular function: protein binding. The record is from RefSeq and is a predicted model, not a curated record. Bases 1 to 1983 code for a protein of 660 amino acids. The transcript has a single exon.
AUGCAAGACUUGAAACCUCAUUAUCUCCUUUUCACCUUGUUUAUCUUCAGUGUUUUCUCUGCAAAUCAUGCAUGCAACCAAUUAGACCGCAAUUCACUCUUGUCCUUGCUCCUCGAUUCGUCUAAUUCCACUCCUUUUAAUAGGUCUUCCAAUAAUUGCUGUCACUGGGAAGGUAUUUCUUGUGAUCAUAAAGGUAGAGUCAUCCAUCUAUGGUUACCAUCUAAAGGCCUCAAAGGGAGUAUAUCUUCCUCUCUUGGUAACCUCACACGUCUUUCUCACCUUAAUCUCUCCCACAACUCACUUACAGGUCUUCUACCUACAGGACGCUUCACAUUCUUGAAUCAACUCAGAGUCCUUGACUUGAGUUACAACUAUCUAGGUGGCCAACUUCCUAGUGGAAUCGGAGGAUGUUCUAAACUGAAGAUUUUUUGGGCAGGUUUCAACUCUUUCUCAGGAUUUCUUCCACAUGAUAUAUAUAAUGCGACAUCAUUAGAAGGAAUCUCCUUGCCGUCUAAUAAUCUUUCGGGACCCAUCAGCAAUGAAAUCAUGAACCUUACCAAGCUGACCAGGCUUGAGUUAUAUCAGAAUCAAUUGAGCGGCAAUCUACCUUUGAACUUUGGAAAGCUUUCCAAAUUGAAGCAAUUGAUCCUUCAUACAAUCUACUUAACGGGUUCUUUCUCCCGUUCUUUGCUGAAUUGCACAAAUCUCAUCCAUUUGAAUUUGCGGAAGAAUUUCUUUGAUGAAAAUAUCAUCGACAUGAAUAUAUCGAGUCUUCAUCGACUCACCAUACUUGAUCUAGGAACUAAUAAUCUCGUUGGUAAGUUUCCAGCAAGCAUUCACUCAUGUGUGUCUAUAAGAGGAAUUAGAAUUUCUCAAAACCAGCUAGAGGGACAAAUUCCACCUGAGGUGGCUCAAUUGAAAUAUCUGACUUUCCUUUCAGUUAGUUUGAAUAAGCUAACUAAUGUCACUGCCGCAAUCAAGAUUUUGAUGCGUUGCAACAUUCUUGAGGUUGCCAUCCUUGCAAACAAUUUUUUGAAAGAGUCCAUGCCAUCUGAUGUUAGUAUGAUUGAUACAGAUGGAUUUAAAAAUCUUCGACAUUUGGCGCUUUCGUCUUGCCAGUUGACCGGUCAAUUUCCCAUAUGGAUAUCUAAGCUAAAGAAUAUGCAAUUUCUAGGCUUGGCUUCUAAUCGCAUCACAGGUUCUAUUCCCGAUUGGUUGUCAACCCUUCCAAGACUUAGCGUUAUAGACUUGCAAGAAAACCUCUUUUCAGGUGAGUUUCCAAAGAAAUUUUGUGGACUGCAGGCAUUUGUGUCACCACAGGCUAUUGAUGAUAAUAGUUCUAUGACUAUGCCAAUAUAUUUUGGGAUUAAUUAUGUAAAUUCCCUCCUCUACUUUUCUCGGCAGAUAAUCCUUCGAAAUAAUAGUCUUAGUGGCACUAUCCCCACUGAGAUAGGAUGUUUAAAGAGACUUCGUUGGUUAGAUCUUAGCCAUAACAAGUUGAUAGGCACCAUUCCAACCCAAAUAUCAGAGCUCACAGACUUGGAAUAUUUGGAUCUAUCUGCAAAUCAUUUGUAUGGUGAAAUACCAGUAUCAUUAAUUAGCCUACAUUUCCUACGUGUCUUUAGCGUAGCAAACAAUAAUCUCAAUGGAGCAAUACCAGAAGGCACUCAACUCCAGACUUUUGAUGCCUCUGCAUUUGAGGGCAAUCCAGGACUUUGUGGCUACCCACUUCCUCCAUCUAGCCAUCUUACAAGCAGCAAACGAGAUGAUCAGGACAUUCAAGAGGAGGAAGAUAGACGUACAAUUCCAUGGUUUCAUGUUACUGUGGUGUUUGGCUUCAUUACAGGAUUUUGGGGAGUGUGUGCUCCUUUAGUUUUAAAUAAAAAAUGGAGAGUUGCAUAUUUUGGAUUCUUCAAUAGGCUAAAAGAUGGGUUUUAUGUGAAACUAGAAGUGUCUUUGGCCAGAUUGCAUGAAAGGAUAUAA